AUGCAUCUCAUUAAUCUUCCAACUGCUCUCCUCCUCCUAACUUCGGUUCUGUCUACCACUGCCCUUCCAGUUCAGUGAGUAUCUCUUCUCGGCCUAUUACCUCUUCAGCCAACUAACCUUCUACCAGAAAUGCAGAGGCAGAACUUGAAGCGCGAAUGCCUGGGGAAAUCAACCGAAGAGCCUGGGACAAGCCACCAGUCGAUCGCAACUACAGACACCACCCCUUCAAAAUCCCACAACCAGGAGCCCUCAAACCCCCACCAGCAGUAGUCGCCGCUGCGCCCCCAGUGCCCGGGAAGAUGGGUGCGAUCAGAAAACUCAAGAAACUCCUCGGUCGAGAAGCCGAUGGCGAACUCGAAGCCCGCGAUCCAAUGAUCCGGCCUAACAAGAUCGGGUCCAAGAUGUUCGGAGGUCCCACCUUACCUAAAGUUGGACAUCCAGGUCUACGCAAGGGUGCUUCAAUGCCUCCUCCCAUUGCGCGGCCUGGAUCGCCUCCUCACAUCUCUUCCAAGGCGCCGCCUCUGGCUCCUCAGAAGAACUCUGCGCCUGGCGGUUUAUUUAAGAGAGAGGCUUCAAAAACAGGGCAGUUAAGGAUCCCAUCCGCGAAUAGAAAACUCGAGUACCUCACCCGUUUUAUGACCCCAGAACCAAAUUUACGCAACGCUGCUUCGAAACCUGCUCCUAACGCUCGGCCUGGAUCGCCUCCCCACAUCUCUUCCAAGGCGCCGCCUCUGGCUCCUCAGAAGAACUCUGCGCCUGGUGGGUUACUAGAUGUACUUAAGAGAGAGGCUUCAACAACAGGGCAGUUCAAGAUCCCAUUAGAGAAGAACAAACUCGACUACAUCACCCGUUUCAUGAAGGGUACCCCAGGUCCACGUCCUCAGCGUGCUGAAAUUCCCGCUCCAAAGCCCGCCCGCGUCCCCCGGCUACCCUUUCCUGGUAACACUCAGUCGCGUUUUGCAUCUGAAAAGAAGGGUGGCGUUGCGAAGAGAGAGGCUGAAGCAGGGCCCACACAAUUCAAGCUCCCAACACCUCGACACAAGCAACUAGGGAAACUCCGUCUGCCAAAGGAGAAAGAAGGCCCAUUUUCUCACCAAGUCAAAAUGCCAGUAGCAAAGCCCGUCCCGGGUGUACCCAUGACGGUCCCUGGUUCUCGGUCUGGUCGGGUCAAGCCAAAGACGAUGGGUGGCGCUGCUAAGCGAGAAGUAGAGGCAGAGACCCCACUACCUAUCCUUCCCUCCAAGCUAGGAGGUGCCGGUGUGCCACAGACAGCUAUACGCUCUCAGAGUGUGCAACUCUCUUCUUUUACCUUGCCGGCUUUCAAGCCAGCCACUGAGCCGAAGAAGAGAGGCAUCCUUGCACGAUCGCCUAUUUAUGGAAACAACUGGAGAAAGUUUAAGGAAGCGGUGGUGAGGAAGAUCACGAAGCCUAACUUACCAUUUGCUCCUAAGAAGGGGGCUUGGUAGAUUGCGAUUGGGAGGGAGGGAAUGAAGGUUAAUGAUGUUAUGCUUGAUAUGUUUAGAAAUGGAAAAAUCGAUAUAAA
Molecule: messenger RNA, 1543 nt
Organism: Hymenoscyphus albidus
Lineage: Eukaryota; Fungi; Ascomycota; Leotiomycetes; Helotiales; Helotiaceae
Source: the annotation of a GenBank genome assembly